UGUGUGUGGAUUCCUUUCCUCUGUUCAUACUGGCUGAGAAGCACUGGAAGAGAGAGGGAGACACACAGCUCCUGCCCUCAGACUAACGAGUGAAGACGGAGCCAACAAGCAAACCUUACAGACUUAACUGAGUGUGCACAGAAGUGAAGGAAGGCAAGAGAGGGACCAAUUUUAGAAAUAUUUUUUUUAAAUAUCCACAACAUUUUUUGUACGUUUUUGAAGAAAGAAUUUUUGGACUUUUACCAAUGCUUGGGACAAUAACACUAACGGUUGGCCAACCUGAUGGUGUGGCUCAGAAGGAGGAGGCUCCUGAGACGAUGGACACCAUCCAGGGGGAAGUGGCUCCUCAAGUAAAUGGCGAGAAAGUGGAAAAAGAGUCUCCUGAUGCCAAUGACAUCUCGGCUGUUGAGGAAAAAGCAGCGGAGGAGAAACCCGAGGAUGCCAGUGAAGUGGGCUUCAAGAAGAUUUUCCGCUUUGUGGGCUUUAAGUUUACACUGAAGAAAGACAAAAGUGAGGAGAAAGACCCUGUGAAGCUAUUGACAGUCAAAGAUAAAGAAGAAGGACAGGAGGUCGGUGUGACUGAUGAACCUACAAAGGAGGAAGAAGCUGCUACUGCUGAGGAGAAGAGCUCAACUGAAGAAAAGGAGGCUGAUACAGAGGCAUCUACUGCUGAGGCUGAAGCCAUUAAAGCUGACCAAGCUGAAACCACCGACACCCCAGCUGAAGAUACAACUGCUGAAGCUGCUGAUGAAGGAGCUGAGAAGGAAGGAGAGACCACCAUGUCCCCCUUCAGGAAGCUCUUCAGUGGAGGACUUUUCUCUAACCUGAGAAAAAAAGCCAGCAUCAAGAAGACAAAAGAGGAGGAAGACAAGGAGGCAGCUGUUGAGGAGGAGACACCUAAGACAGAAGACGCUGCUGCUGCAGAAGAAAAAGAGGAGAAAGAUGAGGUUGACCAAGAAACUAAGGAGAAGACACCAGCAACUCCAGAGGAAGUGAAAGCAGAGAGUACCGCGGAGCCGGAGGUCACUGUUGAAACCCCUGCUGCAGCAACUACUGAUGAGACCAAACCAGAAGAGGAAAAAGCAGAACCUAGUGCAGAAGAGGAGAAGGCUCCGGCAGAGGUGACGACUGAGGCCGAGCUGCUAUCAUCACAAGAGAAGGUCAAGCCCCAGGGAAGCCCCCUGAAGAAGCUUUUCACUGGAGCUGGCUUAAAGAAGCUCUCAACUAAGAAACAGAAGGCCAAGAAAGACACUGAGACGAAGCUCACUGAGUCUGGGGAGCAGAUGGCUGGGCAGCUUCAAUCCACUGAGUCGGCAGAGAAUCCAAAAGCUGACAGUGGGCCCUCCUCUCCCGAGGAGUUGGGAGAGCAUGCUAUUGCUGCGGAGGUGACCCAGAAUGAGUCUAGCCAAGAGACUGAUGGGGAAGUUGCCUCUGAUGGAGAGAAGAAAAAAGAGGGUAUCAUUGCCUGGUCCUCCUUCAAGAAACUAGUCACACCCAAGAAGCGUGUAAAAAGGGCCUCUGAGAGCGAAGAUGAAGCCACAGGUGAGAAACCAGCAAAGUCAGCCACCCUGUCCUCUUCUGAGAGUGCCCCAUUAGCAGAUAAGAGUGUAGAGGAGGAGGAGGCCAAAGAGGAUAAGCCAACCGAGGAAGAACCAAAGACCGAAAACACUGAGAAACUGGUCAGCAGCACAGAGGAGCCCAAAAAGAAAAUGGACACUUCAGUCUCCUGGGAGGCUCUAAUGUGUAUGGGUGGACCCAAAAAGAAGACUAGGAGGACCUCUGAUUCUGACGAUGAGGAGACCAAGGUAGAAGAGGAAUCGGCUGCAGCAGCGUUAGAAGGGGAGCAGGUGGGCAAAACUGAGGCUGCCAUUGUUAGUUCCCAAAACACAGACAGUGAUGCGGAAGUUGUUUCCUCCACUGAACCUUUAAGCCCCCUUCCUGAGAAAGAGUCCACUUGGGACACACUGAAACGCAUGGUUAUGCCAAAGAAUAAGGCCAAAGUCGAUGAAAAGCCUGAGGAGACUACAGAACAAGUCCAGUCAGACAGUGAAGCACCAAAAGAUGAGUCCUCUUUCUCUUUGAGGAAGCUCUUCCCCGGACGCAGAAAGAAGAAGGCUGAAAAACAAGCUUCCACUGAGCAGGGUGAGGAGGACUCUGACACCCCAGCUGUGGUUCCUCUCUCAGAGUAUGAAGAACAGGUUGAAGCUGAACAGGAAGCACCAGCAGAACCUGCUAAAGUCCAGAUUACGGUAACCACUGAAGAUAGAUCCCCUUCAUGGAUCGCAGCCGUUGUCGAAGACGGUGACGAUAACCAUGAUCAGCUGAGUGACAUUCCAGAGGAGGCGGAGAAUGCUGCCACGCCAAAGUCUGUUGAUGCUGACAUCGCAUUGGAUGAAACUGAGGACAAGGAAAAUCUGUCUCUUGAAGUUCCCAAACUCACAGGGUGCAGACUGUCCACAGCUGAGGUAAAGCCUGUUGCUCCAGCUCCAUCUGCACAAACUACUCCUGUUCCUGCUCCUGAGUCAGAGAGCGCGCAGGAGGUUAUGGAGAGCAUACAGGCCGAAAUAAGUGAAAUUCCACUCCAGACAAAUGUGACUGUUGAAGAUGUACCAGUAGAGGUAGCUUCUGAUGAAACAGAGUAUGAACCACCAACUGCGAAUGCAGAGUCAAAGACAUGUACCACCCUGGAGCCACAUGAUCUUGAUGAAGCCAUGGCUAUCUGCACUGGCCUUGGAACCACUGAGAUUGCCAAAGUGUCUUUGGAGAAACCUGUGAUGCCCAUCGUAGAGCCUGUGGCCGUGAUCCAUGAUGUUGUAAUCACAGAGAUGUCAGUAAAAGAGAAGUCAGAAAGUACAGAACAAGUCAUCGUUGAAGAAAAUGCCAUAAUCAAUGCCGAAGUGCACCAAGUAGAAACCACCGAGCUUGGGUCUGUUGUUGAAAGUUCACAGAGUGACAUGACAGCCACUCAUGCAGCCAGUGAGAGCCAUGAACCCGAGAUUGAGAAGAUUGUAAUGGUCAGCGCUGUUCAGGUGGAGUCUCAAAUGAUUCAGCCUCCCACCACGAACUCUCCUAAGGAUGCCAUGAGAGGUGAUCCCAUUACACCAACAAGUGAAACAACUGUUUGCACACAGAGCGUAGAAGUCACUGAGCCAUCUGUCGAAACCAAGGAGGUGGAAAUGGAUGUGGAGCAGCUUGCUGCCACUGAAGAAAAUACUGUAGAAGAGGUACUUCAGUCUGUAACUGUAGAGAUCACCUCCAACAUGUGUGAAACCCCAGUGACCCCCAUCACAAUGGAGACUGAGCCAACCAUCCCUGUAGUUGUACCAAGUGAUGAGGUUAUUAUCUCAGAAACAGUGGUCCUUGUGGCGCCAUUCAGUGUGGCAGCAUCAGACAUGGUUGCCAUGGAAAUUACAGUCGCCGAUGAAUCAACCCAGAUGCAGGAAACCAAGGAGGAGAGUAAAGUUGAAGAGACUGUGGAUGCCACGGCCACUCAAACAGCAACAUCAGAGAUCAGUGCAGUCACUGAGCAGUCCAGCAACGAUAUGAAGGAAAUGAAGAUCGACGUCCAGCAGACCAGUGAAAUUGAGGCUCAGAGCAUCGUCAUUGCCCAGGCUGUCAUUCAGGAUGCCGUGGAUAAAGUUUCAGAAGACGUGCCUGAGUCGGAAAAGCCCACCAUGCUUACACCAGUCCAGGCUGUAGCAACAAUAGAGGAAGAGAUUGAGAUCACCCCUAUUGUUAUCUCUGACACUCCUGUUGCUCAGCUGCUCCAUGUUGCCAUGGAGGUCAUUGACCCAGUCCCAGUAGAGGUCACAGAGAGCCUUGAUGCCUCUGUAGAGGAGCAUAAGACAGUGAAAGGGUUGCAGAAAGCUGUGGAGGUAAAAGUAAGUGAAGAAAUUGUAGUAGUGGAAGAAGUUGAAGAGAUAAAGGCAGAGAGUCAGACCGGCGAGGAGCUUGAGCAAGUGAAGGAGGAACAGAGCAAAGUAGACGCAGAGGUUCAGGAAUCAAGUGUAAAAGAAGCAGCUGAGGAAGUGGAACCACAGUCAGAGGAAUCAAAGUCAGAGGCCCCGUCAGAGCAGAAUGAAGAGAAAGUGCUUGACAUGCACAUGCCAGUCCAAGUGGUCCUGCAGACAGCGCAGGUGCUUGAGGAGGCGUCAGUGGAAGAAGAGGCGGCGGUAGAGUUCGACUGCAACGGUUCUGUGGCCGAAGACACCGACGUAAAGGCGAAGAGGGCCGCAACUGAAAGCAAACCCUUAGCGCGGUCAGAAGAACCCCAAGCAUCGGCUUCCAGCCAAGUAACAGAGGCCGAGGCACCAGAAACACCGUCGGGAAAGUGCGCAGAAGUGAUGGCGCAGGUGAUCGAGGUGAUCGAGGAGGCUGUGAAGGAGAUCGAGCCCGUGUCCACAGAGAUCACAGCAGCAUCAUGAGCAGCUGAAGGUACAAGGCUGAUGCCUGGGAGACACACUGUACCCGGGAAGUGAGUGAUGAGGGAGAGAGAGCGAGAGAGAGAAAAAGAGAGAAAGAGGCUGCUCUGUGGUAACACACAGACUGGAUUCUGCCCAGAAGGACUGAGUGACUGAGCAACAGCUCCACCAUUCUCUCUACCUCCCCUUCCACCCUGCAGCCCUGUCACCACAACGUGACGUCCCACCGCAAUAUCCUUAUCCACUCACUCACUCACUCACUCUCUCACACACACACACACACACACACAUACACACACACACACACACACACACACGUCAUGUCAUGUGCCUCAGAAGCAUCCCAUCUGGCUUGUAAUCAGUGUGAUGUAUGUUCGGUGUCCCGGCCCCUUUCCAUAGUCUUUUCUGCAUAUGACAGUAUGCCCCCCUGGUCGAGUGUGUAUCCGUUCUUAUGUGUGUGCGUGUGUGUUUGUCCGUGUAUAGUAGGGAGAGUGAGAUAGGGUCAGAAGGUGAAGAGAUGGAGGAUUAUUAUCUUGUAUAUUGUAUUUAUAUUUGAGUAUUCUUUCAUUCAUCUGUACGUUUUUUUUUUUACAUUGUUGCCUUGAUGUUUUUAAAAUUCCCUCAUUAAGCUGUGAUACAUCAGGUAUUCUUUUGAGCAACAUUAUGACAGUAAAUUUAACUAAACAAAUGUGAGGCUGUUGCAUGUAAGUGGCCAGUGUAUCACAGCUUCUAAUAGUCAUACCCGAUGAUUAUUUCUAGACUCUGUAGCAGUUAUAACUAAACCAUGGUACAAGUGUGCUUCCACUGACGGUUAGUGGUGACACUGACUGCAGAAAACAAAAAGAGGGCAGAGAGUAUGAAAAUCACCACAAAUGCGUUUGACACAUUCUCUUGCCACAAUGUGUUUUCACUCUGCACCACAACAAAAUACUUAAUAAGCUUCAUGUGGAUAAGACCACCAAUCACUGCCUGAUAAACUGUGAAAAAUAUAUUGUUACACAUUGUUUCAUGAAAUAAUACAAUAAAAUACUAUUUUAACACCCUCAUUUGAUAAUGCUGCAGAGGUAAUUGGUAAACAGUGACAUUCAAAGGAUACAUUAGCCAUUUGUUGACACUGGAGGAGUCAGACUGGGUAGAGACGUGCAUGUAAGAAACACUUACAAAGCCUAUCAUGCGUCACAGUGUUUAAAGGCCAUGUUUCUGUUACAUACUGUAUGUAUUAUUUCUGCCCGGCAAAUUUACAUUUAACACCUUCCUUACUACACUAUUUAAAUGAUUAAAAUAAAGACAGUAUGUUGAUGCCCUCUGUUGCCUAUAAAAAGUAGUACACCCUUUAGUUUUCAGUUGAUGGUGACAUUUUGGCUUCGACUGGGUGAUUAAGUAUGAAAAUGUUCAAUGCAGUCUCAUGGUACCUGCUCUUAUGUCUUCAUUCAGCAUGAUUGCUCAGGUUCAAUAAUAUGGCACUGUUUGGGCAUGUAGAGAGGCACAUACAAUGACUGCAUGAUGCCAUAAGUAAAGAUAAACUCUCAUUUUACCUUUAAUUUAAAAGCCAAAUCGAGUUAGGUUCAACCAGUCACGGUCUUUCCAUUGCUCACAGAAUGAGGCACGAGUUGCAUCUAAUUUAACUCCUGAGCAUCGACUCAGCUGCUUUGAGUCACACAUCAAACCCAAGUCACCAGGUCAGGGUUUAUGUUGCAAGUCCAUUGGCAAAGUGGGAGGAGGUGGAGGAACAUCCAAAACAUUCCCAGGGUCCAGUUUUACCACCAAAGGGCCACACUACAUUUGUUUAUGUCCUUACAAAUUUGGCAAACCUGCACUGUGUCAGUCAUUCAGGCAUCUUGAGAAUCACCUGUGAGUGCUUCUGUAAUUGAUUGAUUUUAAUUUGAGAGGCCCACAUUUCACUCAGCUUUAUGACCAAACAAGAGAAGAAUCAGGAAGUACGGACCGAUUAGGUCACCACUUUCCUUUACUCUAGAGAACGUGUCACAUCAAUUCAUGCUUUAUGUAAAAUAUAAA
Cyclopterus lumpus (lumpfish) is the source of this 6437-nucleotide messenger RNA. RefSeq names its product A kinase (PRKA) anchor protein 12b (gene akap12b). The transcript has 3 exons. Gene Ontology annotation, molecular function: protein kinase A binding; calmodulin binding. Gene Ontology annotation, cellular component: cytoplasm. NCBI's taxonomy places the organism in Eukaryota, Metazoa, Chordata, Actinopteri, Perciformes, Cyclopteridae. Bases 246 to 4424 code for a protein of 1392 amino acids. Gene Ontology annotation, biological process: regulation of protein kinase C signaling; signal transduction. The record is from RefSeq and is a predicted model, not a curated record.